Molecule: messenger RNA, 3348 nt
Organism: Syngnathus acus (greater pipefish)
Lineage: Eukaryota; Metazoa; Chordata; Actinopteri; Syngnathiformes; Syngnathidae
Gene: luc7l3
Product: LUC7-like 3 pre-mRNA splicing factor
Exons: 10
Coding region: 124-1605 (493 amino acids)
Biological process (GO): mRNA splice site recognition
Cellular component (GO): U2-type prespliceosome; U1 snRNP
Molecular function (GO): mRNA binding
Source: RefSeq, a predicted model, not a curated record
GAGGGGUGACGUCACUGCAGCUGCCAUUUUGAUUCAAUGUACUUUGAGCGCUUUGGGAUGGUGUGAACUGCAGCUCCGCUAUAUAUUGUUGCGUUUAACGCCAAUACUUCCAAGCUGAGCAAAAUGCUUUCCGCAGCUCAGUUGCUCGAUGAGUUAAUGGGCCGAGACAGAAAUUUGGCCCCUGACGAGAAGAGAUGUAACGUCAAAUGGGACGACGAGAGCGUAUGUCGAUAUUAUCUGUGUGGCUUCUGUCCAGCGGAAUUAUUUACAAACACACGCUCAGAUUUGGGCCCUUGUGAGAAAAUCCACGAUGAAAAUCUUCGCAAAGUAUAUGAAAAGAGCUCACGUUACAUGAAGGAGGGAUACGAGCGGGAUUUUCUGCGCUAUCUCCAGUCGCUCCUGGCCGAAGUGGAACGGCGAAUUCGUCGAGGGCACGCUCGACUUGCACUUUCCCAAGCUCAGCAGAAUGCAGGGCAACCUCCUGCUCCAGUAGGAAAGAAUGAGGAGAAGGCUCAGGUUCUGACCGAGAAGAUUGAAGAUUUAGUCGUACAGAUUGAGGAGCUGGGCUCGGAGGGCCGUGUGGAGGAGGCUCAAGGAAUGAUGAAGCUGGUUGAGCAGCUCAAGGAGGAGAGGGAACUGCUCAGCGCCAAUCCGUCGACAAUCGAGAGCUUUGCAGCCCAGGAGAAACAGAUGGAAGUGUGCGAGGUGUGCGGAGCCUUCUUGAUUGUGGGUGACGCUCAGUCUCGGGUGGAUGACCACUUGAUGGGAAAGCAGCAUAUGGGCUACGCCAAGAUCAAAUCCACUGUCGAGGAGCUCAAGGAGAAAAUCCGACGUCGCUCAGAGGACCCGCAGGGGGAAAACCCGGCCGUUAAGAAAGACCGAGAAGAGCGUGAGAAGGAGGAACGAGAAAAAAAGCGCAAAGAAGAGGAGGAAAAGGAGAAAGAACGCGAGAAAGAAAAGGAGAAGGAGCGCGAACGUGAGAAGGAGCGCGACAGGGACAGAGAACGCGACAGGGAUCGAGACCGGCGGGCACGGCGAAGCCAAUCGAACAGCCGCCACUCCAGCCGAGCGUCAGAUAGGAAAAGAAGUCGCUCCCGGGAUCGUCGGAGGUCCAAGAGCAGAGACAAAGACAGGGAUCGUGAGCGCAGACGAAGCAGAAGCCGAGAUCGAGAGAGGGAGAGAGAAAGAGAGAGGGACAGGGACAGGAGACGCAGCCGUGACCACCCUGACCGGAAGCGACGCUCCCGCAGCCGCGACCGGAGGAGGUCGCGAAGCUCUGAGCGCCGGUCUCAUCGCCAGCGCAGCCGCAGCAGGGACCGAGACAGGGAGACAGAUAAGGAGAGGGACAGGGACAGAGAGAGAGACAAAGACAGGGAGAGAGACAAAAAGCGCUCAUCAAAAGAAAGAGAACGUAAGACGUCGGAGGAGAAGAGCAGCAACUCCAAGAAAGACAAGAACUCUAACGGCGAAGCAGCCGCCGUCAAGGCUUCCACCGAUGCGGAGCCGAUGGAGGCGGGGGCGGAGGCUCCCGCCUCGGCUUCCCCGCCUCGCCUUAACGGCCAGCAAGAGCUCCUCCUUUCUGAAGGUGACACUCAGUCCAAUUAAAACUGAUCUGAUAGGACCUCAGAUCAGACUCAGGUAAGUGUGUCCUUCUCCUCGCCCCCUGACUCCCCAAACCCUUCACACACUCUCCCUACCCUGCCUCCUUCUUUGCAUUCACUUCAACGCUGAAAAUGUUUGUCUGAUGUACCAUAUCCUGUUUUUGCAUCAUAAGUAUGCACUGAAGACGAAGAACUAGGCCCGAUGAAUGAGAAGAAGGUAGAAAGCAUUCACGCAAAGCAAGCCAAGAGGCAAAGGCCAGUGUAGCCCUGAGCAAACAUGCCCAGAGGUACCCCUCGUUUUGUAUUGCUUUUUGAUCCUCCGAGAUGUCAAAAGGAGCUGGAAAAAAAGAUGACAUUAUCCAGUUAACCUUCCACCAAUUUGGCAGUAUUGAUUCGACAUAGUUUACAAUUGGCUAAACGUCAAAAGUGUGUACCCUGAGGUGGGAGGAUUAUUUUUUUUUUUGUUUCAUAAUAAAUAUAAACACACACAUAGACCAGCAAAUGCCAUGCAAUUCCUUCAUGUGCCUGACAAUGCUUUGCAGUGUGUGUUUUGCGGGGUGGGCUGAUGGUGGUGGUUGGGGUAGUUCUAGGAGCCUUUCACGGACAACGUACCUUACUAACUGGAGGCUAGGGUUUAUGGCAUAAUUUGCAGCUGACUUCCACACCUCACAGCGUUGGUGUUGUGAGCGAGACCACAUGUGAAAAGGGCAAAUUAAAAAUGAAGGAUACUCUCUGACUGUCAAAGUGUGCAGGUACUCACCCCAGGUACUCCUUUCUCUACCCACAUCCUUUUGUCAAUGCUGUUGCCAAGAUUGUCAAUCUGUAUGUUGUUUAGCUUUCACCAUCAAGUUUUUGGAGAGAGACGUAAUUGAAUCAUGUGUUUGUCACAUCUGUUCACUUUCAUAACUACAAAAAUGAUGUCAUUUCAAAGCGGCGUCCAACUUUGUAGACAGUCGGUGAGCAUUUUCAGGCAAACCGUGAUGACAAGGCGUGUCAGAGGAACUUUGUCAUUUUUUGUGUGCCAUGUUCUUUCUGAGCCAGUUGUUUUCUAGAAAAGCCGUCGCUGAUCUCUUUUACUAACAUUCCAUUUUAUGACCAUGUUUGUCCAACAGGAGAUAUCCAUUGGAGGAAGAAGAGGAGGUCACCCCAGCCUCUCUUGGAUCCUGGCACGUCGCAGCUUAUAAACAAGGUGAUCCACAUAUGCGUAGUGGCUUGCUUAUAUCAAAUCAAGAACAUACAUGUUUAAAGAGGGAGGAAAAUAUGACUCCAUUGGUUUUCGUGUCUCUGGUGAUCUCAUAUUUGGAUGAGUCGUUGUGGUUAAUCAAAUAUGUAUUUGGAGGGGUUUCGACAUCGGUCGGACCUCACCCGAAAUACCAAAAGUGGUAGGCAGACUUCACCCUUUCCUUCUUUUUUUUUUUAAUUUUUAAACAAUCUCCCCUUUUUCCUUUGCAUUUAUUAAUACCUCUUAGAAGGAAAACAAUACUUGUAGUUUAUUCUGGUGUGUCAGGUGACGUCCUACUUCUUUCUGAUGAUUUCUUUUUAAACUUUUGAAUAAUGUAAAAUGUUGGCGGGGCAUGGCUCCCCCCCCUUCCACAUAGAUCUUAAGAUUUGCUCAUUUUGCUGUAAAAAAAAAAAAUUACUGGUUUCCGUUUGAUCCAUUCAUUUUGAUGGAAGGCUGAAGAUGUUUAGGUUUGGUCAGCUUCAAAUGUUCAAAUGUGGUCUUGAGAAAUAAAAGGUAAAAACUUGA